Molecule: messenger RNA, 693 nt
Organism: Cryptomeria japonica (Japanese cedar)
Lineage: Eukaryota; Viridiplantae; Streptophyta; Pinopsida; Cupressales; Cupressaceae
Product: phospholipase A1-Igamma2, chloroplastic-like
Exons: 2
Coding region: 1-693 (230 amino acids)
Biological process (GO): lipid metabolic process
Molecular function (GO): glycerophospholipase activity
Source: RefSeq, a predicted model, not a curated record
AUGCGGACAUCAAGGGCAACAACAAAAGUGAAGGAAUACAAAGAGCGAGAAGAAGAUUUGAGCAUAACAUUUACUGGGCAUAGCUUGGGUGCGGCACUGGCAACGCUGAGCUUAUACGAUAUAAAACAAAUCAUGGUAAAUAAAUAUGGUGUUAGUUCAAUUCCCAUUACAGUGUUUUCCUUUGCGUCUCCGCACGUAGGGAACCUGUCAUUUGCCCAACAUAUGGAAGAGAUUGGCGUCAAAGUGUUGCAUGUGGUAAACAACAAGGAUUUGGUUCCAAAAAUUCCUGGGAUUUUUUUCAAGGAAAAAUUAGGAUGGCUGACUAGGCUUCUACAUUGGCUUCCGUGGGCAUAUGUUCAUGUGGGGGUAGAGAUUAGUUUAGACAGCAGCAGCUCGCCUUUCCUGAAGCAGACGUAUAAUCCUGCAAAUUUCCACAACUUAGAGGUUUAUCUGCACGCACUUGAUGGCUUUCAAGGACAUAACAAAUUGCCCUUCAAGCUCUCGGGGAGAGAUCUAGCCCUAGUUAACAAAUACUCAGACUUAUUGAUUCAAAGGCUGCAAAUCCCUUCCAACUGGUGGAAAAGGAGAAAUAAAGAAGCGGUGAAACACAUAGAUGGCGUGUUGGUCUACUCUCCUUCAACUCCAACUCCCUCUUUCGUAUAUCCCCCUUUAAUCUAUUGCACUUCUUCUUAA